This is a messenger RNA of Angiostrongylus costaricensis, 861 nucleotides long. The record is from the annotation of a GenBank genome assembly. NCBI's taxonomy places the organism in Eukaryota, Metazoa, Nematoda, Chromadorea, Rhabditida, Metastrongylidae.
AUGAAGCCUACACGAAGACCACGAUCCACUGUCCCAUCUCGGUCCGCCACCGUACAGCGUGCGCAACAAUCCGAAUACGCGCAGUUGCACCCACUCAAACCGAUGAUCCUAUAUUUCGAUUCGAGGGCCGUCGUCAUCACAAUUGACCGGGCAUUCCACCCAGUGAUGCUCAGACCCUUUCUUAUUCUUAUUCUAUCUUGGCUUGGUUGUGGAUUGCCAGGUGACAUCAAUGACGUUAUACCCCGUAAUGGGUUUUCUCUUGGAACUGUUCUUGUGAGCACAAUCGAUGGCCAGCUAAGCGCCUUGGAUACGGAAAGUGGCGAAACUAAGUGGACAUUACAAGGCGAACCGGUCCUUCGUUCCCCUACCGUCGUUAAACAAGGAUUUACAUUCCUUCCGAAUCCACGAGAUGGCUCGCUUUACACUCUAAAAGAAGGUAUAUUGAAAAGACUGCCACUCAGCAUUCCUGCACUAGUGCACGCAUCGCCUCUAAGGAGCAGCGACGGGGUGUUGUAUGCUGGUCAGCGCUUGAACUUUCUUAGUUAUCGUUUAAACAAAAUUGACAGUUUAGGUAGCAAGAAGGACGUGUGGCUCGAAAUCAAUCCUCUUACUGGUGCGAAGGUGGAAACGAUGUCAUCUGCAACGGAUCGUGUUUGUCCCGCUAACAAUCAUAAUGGCAUUUUCGUUGGAAAGACUGAGUAUCGGAUCAGCAUGUUCGAUACAAAAAGUCGUGGUAAAACAUGGAACACCACUUUCUCCGAUUAUUCUGCGCAUCUUUUACCAGGUUGUUCCUGUUCCACCGUUCAAGUGUUACUUUCCAGCUUAUUUGUUUCUUUUUCUGUUUUUUUGAAAGUAUUUUGA